Molecule: messenger RNA, 329 nt
Organism: Prorocentrum cordatum
Lineage: Eukaryota; Dinophyceae; Prorocentrales; Prorocentraceae
Source: the annotation of a GenBank genome assembly
AGGCGACCUGGGCACCCUCGCAGUGCACCACGAUGGGCAGUGGGACCAGUUUGCGGUGAAUAGCGAGAGGUAUGGCAUCCAGAGCACAUUCGACGAAGAGCUCUACACAACAAAGCUGGACCCCAACAGGAUCUCCAAGGAGAAGCGAGAAAAGGCCGACCGGAUCGCCAAGGAGAUCGAGAGCGGUAUCCAGCACGCCGACGAGGAGGAGCGGUGCCUCGGCGGUGAGGACGACGACGAGGAGUCGAAGUUCAGCUCGGUGCCCAGGGCCCGGGGCAGCAAGGAGGGCGCCGAGGGGAGCUCCUCUGCGCUGGCGCGCUUCAGGACGG